Molecule: messenger RNA, 447 nt
Organism: Pterocles gutturalis (yellow-throated sandgrouse)
Lineage: Eukaryota; Metazoa; Chordata; Aves; Pterocliformes; Pteroclidae
Gene: TIMMDC1
Product: translocase of inner mitochondrial membrane domain containing 1
Exons: 5
Cellular component (GO): mitochondrion
Source: RefSeq, a predicted model, not a curated record
CAAUCAGCGCAUCGGGCAGGGCUCAGGAGUUUCAUCCGCUACGGCUGGCGCUGGAGCUGGAGAGUAGCCACUUUUGUGACGAUAUUCAACACGGUGAGCACGGGUCUGUCUGUGUACCGCAAUAAAACCACCAUCAGUAAUUUUGCUUCGGCAGGAGCCUUCACAGGAGCCCUUUUCAGAAUGCACUUGGGCCUGCAGGGACUGGCAGGUGGCUUCGUGUUUGGAACAGCGUUUGGGAUCCCUGCAGGGGGCCUCGUAAUCAUAAUGCAGAAGCUUGCUGGUGAGACCUUGGCGGAGAAGAGAAAUCGUGACCGUAGGGAGCUGUAUGAACAGAAGCUGGCAGAGUGGCAAUCCAGGCUCAAUGUGACUGAAGUCUUAGGCCAAACGGAAAGCAAUGCCCAGGGAGGACCAGAGACGGAGACAGCACGAGAAUCUAGGAGCUACUGA